UUCAUAUAUAAGCACCGGUGAUAACUCACCAAACCAACUUACGGACACCUUCGGAGUCAUACAUAGUCGCAGCAAUGGUAGUUCAUAAUCCUAACAAUUGGCACUGGAUAGAUAAGAAUUGUCUUCCAUGGACUAAAGAAUAUCUUGAUAGAGAAAUAAAGGAUACAGUUAUUGAAAAUGAAGGAUAUAAAUUCACAGUUAUAUCUAUAGAUUCUGUUACUGGAGAUUGUGAUGUAACUCAAAGAAAGGGUAAGGUCUUGUGUAUAUAUGAUUUAGCCUUACAAUUUGGUAUAACAAUACAAGAUUCUGAACAAGAAACUUUUAAUGGAACUAUCUCACUUCCUGAAUUUGUUCAUGAUCAAGAUGAUGAUGAAUACAUAUUUGAAGUGACUUCUGAUAAUAAAGCUUCGGAAAUUAAAAAAUUCUUCCUUCCGGAAUUGAAGGUCAAGUUACAAAAGUUUCAAGGUGAUUUAAUUGAUGCUCAUGCUAAGGACGUUCAGCAUGCAUCAAAUUAGCAUAUAGUUAUUUAGUGUUAUAUUUAUAGUUAUAAUUAUAAUUAU
Molecule: messenger RNA, 560 nt
Organism: Scheffersomyces amazonensis
Lineage: Eukaryota; Fungi; Ascomycota; Pichiomycetes; Serinales; Debaryomycetaceae
Gene: HCH1
Product: Hch1p
Exons: 2
Coding region: 75-515 (146 amino acids)
Biological process (GO): positive regulation of ATP-dependent activity; protein folding
Cellular component (GO): cytosol
Molecular function (GO): protein-folding chaperone binding; ATPase activator activity
Source: RefSeq, a predicted model, not a curated record